CUCAUACAAUCUCUCUCCAUUCGCUAGACAGUGGGAAUACAUCCGAAGACCUGAAAUGGUGAAGACUAUUUGAGGGGAAGACUUCAAGCACUGAGACCUGCAAGACACGGGGCAUGGAACCGUGUAACACAGAGAUUAUUAUAUUAAAAACGACACAUGUGAAUGCUUUGUUUUUUUGUUUUUAAUACUUUUGUCGAUAGAUAAUUUAGAAUAAGUUUUAUUUUAAUAUUCACCCGCUCACAAAAACUAUCAACUAAUCUUGGAACGCAUAGAAGAUGGACCCUAUUUUUAAUAUCACAGUCGUUGACAGUAUACUAAACGAGCCCAACAUCUCUGCUAACCAGACGGACAACUACAACCAGUUCGUUCAGCCUGUCUGGCAAAUUGGGCUGUGGGCUAUCGCUUACUGCAGCAUCGUCGCCGUGUCAGUGGUCGGUAACCUGGUGGUCAUCUGGAUCAUUCUCGCGCACAAACGCAUGAGGACCGUUACCAACUAUUUCCUGGUCAACCUGGCAUUCGCUGAGGCCUCAAUGUCGGCUUUCAACACAGUGAUCAACUUUGCCUAUGCUGUCCAUAACGAAUGGUACUUUGGGACAGUCUACUGUCGCUUUCAUAACUUCUUCCCCAUAGCGGCUGUCUUUGCCAGCAUCUAUUCCAUGACGGCCAUCGCGUUGGAUAGGUACAUGGCCAUCAUCCAUCCCUUGCAGCAGAGGUUGUCCUCCACACAGACCCGUGUGGUCAUCGGCGUGAUCUGGUUGCUGGCCCUUCUCCUGGCCUUCCCUCAGUACUACUACUCCGCCACGGCUGUGCUGCCCGGCCGAACCGUCUGCUACAUAGACUGGCCUGACUACAGCUCCCUCGACUUCCAGAAGAUCUACUAUGUCUGCGAGGUUCUUCUGAUCUACUUCCUGCCCCUGUGCAUUAUGGGGUGUGCAUAUCUGGUGGUGGGCGUGACCCUGUGGGCCGGUGAGAUCCCUGGGGAUUCCUCGGACCGCUACAGAGAGCAGCUCACAGCGAAACGCAAGGUGGUGAAGAUGAUGAUCGUGGUGGUGUGUACGUUUGCCGUGUGCUGGCUGCCCUUCCAUGUCUACUUCCUGGUGCACCAGUUCUUCCCCGAGAUGUUUGAGGAGCGCUACAUCCAGCAGGUGUACCUGGCCAUCAUGUGGCUGGCUAUGAGCUCCACCAUGUACAACCCCAUCAUCUACUGCUGCCUCAACGACAGAUUCAGGGCAGGGUUUCAGCAGAUGUUCUGCUGCUGUCCGUGUGUCGCUGCCAGCUCAUACGAGGGACUGGAGCUCAAAUCUACCCGCUACCUACAGACCCAGGUCAGUGUGUACCGGGCAAGCCGGAUGGAGACCAGCGUGUCCACCGUUAUCCAGCCCACAGACCUGGACCGUUUUAGGGCCGAACAGCCAGCCGGCACCCCUCUCAACCUCCAGGCCGCGGAGCCCACCUCGAAUGGCUCCCCCCAGUCUACCAAACACAACUUGGAAUUGCGUUCAAGUGCAAGCCUUGUGAAUUAAGAGACUGGCUCUGGGUCCAACCUGGAUGGGACAAGUUCAGAUACCGAUUGAGACUCACUGAUAGUCCCCCCUCCCUCGUCAUCAGCACGUUUGUUCUCUGUACAGUUCCAACCCAAUUCCAGAACUUUAGAUACCUUAACCCUCCGCUGCCCUGAGCAACAGAAAUAUCUCAGUGUCCAGUUAUUAGGUUACAGCUGUGUGCUGUGUGUAUAGGGGCAGUGUGCGUGUGUGUGUGUAUGUGUGUAUAGGGGCAGUGAGUGUGUGUGUGUGUGUUGGGUGACAGCAGCUGUUUAGGAGGAUUACCCCCCCUGCCCCUGACAAUGUGUGGAGGGUUGCUCUGUACACCAGGCCAGACCACGAGGGCAGCUAUAAACAGAACAGAUGAGAGACAGAGAGGGAGAGAAGGAGAAGA
Osmerus eperlanus (European smelt) is the source of this 1935-nucleotide messenger RNA. Its product is annotated as substance-P receptor-like. The coding region runs from base 276 to 1523 and encodes 415 amino acids. Gene Ontology annotation, biological process: G protein-coupled receptor signaling pathway; positive regulation of flagellated sperm motility. Gene Ontology annotation, cellular component: plasma membrane; sperm midpiece. Gene Ontology annotation, molecular function: substance P receptor activity. NCBI's taxonomy places the organism in Eukaryota, Metazoa, Chordata, Actinopteri, Osmeriformes, Osmeridae. The record is from RefSeq and is a predicted model, not a curated record. The transcript has 7 exons.